Molecule: messenger RNA, 2194 nt
Organism: Schizosaccharomyces japonicus yFS275
Lineage: Eukaryota; Fungi; Ascomycota; Schizosaccharomycetes; Schizosaccharomycetales; Schizosaccharomycetaceae
Product: translocon alpha subunit Sec61
Exons: 7
Coding region: 357-1793 (478 amino acids)
Biological process (GO): SRP-dependent cotranslational protein targeting to membrane, translocation; post-translational protein targeting to membrane, translocation; misfolded protein transport
Cellular component (GO): translocon complex; fungal-type vacuole; endoplasmic reticulum
Molecular function (GO): transmembrane protein transporter activity; signal sequence receptor activity; peptide transmembrane transporter activity
Source: RefSeq, a predicted model, not a curated record
CUUCUUUUAACCCAUAUUCAAUUUAACAAUUAAAUGAGUGAAUCUUUUAGAACACGAUUAAUUGUUACUCUUAUGGAAUAACGGCUAUCCCGAACCGCAUCCUCUGCAUUUCUAAGCGAAACGAUUCGGAAAAUUCAUCGCGUUUUUCCCUUUUUGCACACAAACAAACCCUCUUUGACCGUUCACCCCGCUUUAGUCGCAUUAUUCUCGCAGUCAUUGACUGGGUUAGCGUAGACGACGCUAUUAUCCUCCUCCUCCCUAGUACGAAAGCAACCACCACCAUAAUCCAGCUCUGUCUCGAAGUGUCCCAGAACCAACUACGUUGUCAAAGGCUGCUGUGCCCAUAGUUGUACACAAUGAGCGAACUUCGAUUUCUAGACCUCGUCAAACCGUUCGCCCCUUUUCUCCCAGAGAUUGCGGCUCCAGAGCGUAAAAUUCCAUUUAAGCAAAAGCUGUUAUGGACUUCAGUGACGUUGCUUAUUUUCCUUGUCAUGUCGCAAGUUCCUCUUUAUGGAAUUGUUUCCGCAGAUUCUUCUGAUCCUUUGAUGUGGAUUCGUAUGAUUAUGGCUUCCAACAGAGGUACUCUUAUGGAACUUGGUAUUUCCCCUAUUGUCACUUCAAGCAUGCUUGUCCAGCUGCUUGUUGGUUCCAAAUUCAUUGAAGUCAACAUGGAGUUGAAGUCGGAUCGUGAACUUUAUCAAUUGGCUCAAAAAUUCCUCGCCAUCAUCAUCACCUUUGGACAAGCUACUGCUUAUGUUUUGACUGGCAUGUAUGGUCGCCCUUCUGAUCUUGGUGCUGGUGUUUGUUUGCUCUUAAUUCUUCAGCUUGUUGCUGCCAGUAUGAUUGUCCUUUUGCUUGACGAGCUGUUGCAAAAGGGAUACGGCCUUGGAUCCGGUAUCAACCUGUUUAUUGCUACGAUCAACUGCGAAAACAUCUUCUGGAAGGCUUUCUCCCCUACUACCUACAAUACCGCUCGUGGUCCCCAGUUUGAGGGAGCCGUGAUCAACUUUUUGUAUCUGAUGCUCAAGUGGCCCAACAAGAUCGCUGCUGUGUACGAGUCUUUCUUCCGUAGCACACCUCCAAACUAUCCUUUCGUUUUGCCCAAUCUUUGGAAUCUGAUCGCUACGGUACUCAUUUUUGUCGUUGUUAUUUACUUGCAAGACUUCCGUGUAGAAAUCCCCGUUCGUUCUCAAAAGUUCCGUGGUCACCGCGGUGCCUUCCCCGUUAAGCUUCUCUACACUUCAAGCACACCCAUCAUGUUGCAAUCUGCUCUUACUUCCAAUCUUUUCCUUGCCAGCCGUAUGUUGUACAACCGUUUCCCCAACAAUUUCCUCGUCCGUCUGUUGGGUGUUUGGGAGAAUGGUGCUGUAUCUGGUUUGGCUUACUUUAUGUCUCCUCCUGCCUCUUAUAGAGCUGCUCUUUUGAGUCCACUCCAUACGACCGUUUACGUUACCUUCACUAUUACUGUCUGUGCUGUCUUCUCCAAGCUUUGGAUUGAGGUUUCCGGCACCAGCCCUCGUGAUGUCGCUAAGCAACUUAAGGAUCAACAACUCGUUAUGGCCGGACAUCGUGAAGGUAGUAUGUACAAGGAAUUGAAGCGUGUCAUCCCUACUGCCGCUUGGCUUUCCGGUGCUUGUGUCGGUGCCCUGGCUGUUGCUUCUGACAUGCUCGGCGCAUUGGGCUCCGGUACUGCUGUCUUGCUUUGCACUACUACCAUUUAUGGUUACUACGAGCAACUUCAAAAGGAAUCCAAAGGAGACAUCUUCAGCAGUCCAUUUGGUGUUGCUGAGUAAUUGAAGAUAUUCAUCUCUGCGUGUCGGGACGCAACCGCUUCACUUCCUGUCUCUCAUUCCGCUAAUGCCUGUCUUUCUUUCAAGGAAAAAGAACAAGUGAGUUUUGCAAAUGAAAAAGUUCCCCGUUCAUAAAAACAGCUGAACUGUGAACUGAUAAAAAGCAGCAAUUAGGAGUUCUUGGUUGACAAAUACCUCGACGACCGUAAUACUCCUUUUUUCCUGUCGAGCUGACGACUUGGUCCCCCUCGUUGUAUAUGCUAUGAGACUUUUUCUUUCUUGGUAUAGCCUUGUAAAAAUGAAAACUGUAUGACACACUAAUUACAAAGCAAACUUUCGAUCGGUAGUUUGUUAAUUUCUAGCUGGUAGAUAUAUUAUUUUGUAACGAUACUAACCACGUCGCC